This is a messenger RNA of Thyridium curvatum, 417 nucleotides long. RefSeq lists its product as uncharacterized. The record is from RefSeq and is a predicted model, not a curated record. Lineage: Eukaryota; Fungi; Ascomycota; Sordariomycetes; Thyridiales; Thyridiaceae. The transcript has a single exon. Bases 1 to 417 code for a protein of 138 amino acids.
AUGCCACGGCCCACGCCCCAACCCGGAGUGGAGCUCUUCCGCUGCAUGCUCGCCUUCCUCCUGUUCUUUAUGGUGGUCUAUAUCGCCGUUGCGCCCAAGCAGAUGAUCAAGGUGAACCCCGAGAUUGCGGCCGUCUCGUUCGGCGCCCUCACAACCCUCGUCCCGCUCUACGUCGUCUUCCUCCAGUGCUGCCCUCUCCCCUACGCUAUCAAGCCUCUCAUCGCGACCGACGUGCUCUGCGGCGCCUGCUGGGCCGCCUCCACCGUGCUGCUGCCGUACUGGGAUCGCAACGUCCGCUACAUGUCGUGGCCGGGGGACCCGGAGUGGUCCUUCGAGUGCACGAGUGCGGCCGAGCGGGAGGAUUUUGUGUUGCUGACGGCCGGGGAAGACUAUGUCCAGUACAUCAACAUCAUGUAG